AUGGUGCAUCACAUCCUUCAGGAGACACAUGGUGGAUCACAUCCUCCAGGGGACACAUGGUGGAUCACAUCCUCCAGGGGACACAUGGUGGAUCACAUCCUCCAGGAGACACAUGGUGGAUCACAUCCUCCAGGAGAACACAUGGUGGAUCACAUCCUCCAGGAGACACAUGGUGGAUCACAUCCUCCAGGAGACACAUGGUGGAUCACAUCCUCCAGGAGACACACGGUGGAUCACAUCCUCCAGGAGACACAUGGUGGAUCACAUCCUCCAGGUGACACAUGGUGGAUCACAUCCUCCAGGAGACACAUGGUGGAUCACAUCCUCCAGGGGACGCAUGGUGGAUCACAUCCUCCAGGAGACACAUGGUGGAUCACAUCCUCCAGGAGACACAUGGUGGAUCACAUCCUCCAGGAGACACAUGGUGGAUCACAUCCUCCAGGAGACACAUGGUGGAUCACAUCCUCCAGGGGACGCAUGGUGGAUCACAUCCUCCAGGAGACACAUGGUGGAUCACAUCCUCCAGGAGACACAUGGUGGAUCACAUCCUCCAGGAGACACAUGGUGGAUCACAUCCUCCAGGAGACACAUGGUGGAUCACAUCCUCCAGGAGACACACGGUGGAUCACAUCCUCCAGGAGACACAUGGUGGAUCACAUCCUCCAGGUGACACAUGGUGGAUCACAUCCUCCAGGAGACACAUGGUGGAUCACAUCCUCCAGGGGACGCAUGGUGGAUCACAUCCUCCAGGAGACACAUGGUGGAUCACAUCCUCCAGGAGACACAUGGUGGAUCACAUCCUCCAGGAGACACAUGGUGGAUCACAUCCUCCAGGAGACACAUGGUGCAUCACAUCCUCCAGGAGACACACGGUGGAUCACACCCUCCAGGAGACACAUGGUGGAUCACAUCCUCCAGGGGACUCGAGGAUGGCAUGGAACGCCUUCUCGUAAGAAACACAAAACUAGAAAAGGUCAAGAAAAAUAUGCAUCAAGGCUUGUACCUGAACUAAGGGACAAGAGCUACGAGAGAGACCUGUGGAACUGGACCUUAUUUUACUGA
Molecule: messenger RNA, 1062 nt
Organism: Procambarus clarkii (red swamp crayfish)
Lineage: Eukaryota; Metazoa; Arthropoda; Malacostraca; Decapoda; Cambaridae
Source: RefSeq, a predicted model, not a curated record